Molecule: messenger RNA, 1245 nt
Organism: Suillus fuscotomentosus
Lineage: Eukaryota; Fungi; Basidiomycota; Agaricomycetes; Boletales; Suillaceae
Exons: 12
Coding region: 1-1245 (414 amino acids)
Source: RefSeq, a predicted model, not a curated record
AUGAAAACACCUGGCCUCGGCUCGAGGAUAGAUAUUGUGCUCACUCUCAUCCGACAAGGAUUUUUCUUCGGUGAUAAUGGGCUUAUCACUGAGAACCUCCCCAAAGCAGAAAGAUUCAUCGAGGAGGGUGGUGACUGGCUUAAGACUGUUGGCGCACUUCUCCUCGAUGCACUAUCGACAUUCAUUGCUACUGAACUCAACAAACGGCUUCGUAAAUCGCUUGCAAACAAGAAGGGUGGCGCGACAGCUACGUUGUUGAAGCAAGCUCAAGCCCUCGUACGAGCACAGCUGGACAAGGAAGCAAUUAGUCUAGCGUCUGUUAAUGUCCCCGAGUUGCGCAUGUAUGUUUCCUCCAUUUUAUCGCUCUUAUUGGAGGGAGCUAUGUGUCAAGGAUCGAGGCUGAUCGGGUCGCGAGCAUUUGAAGCCUAUUUGGACCUCGCCAAGUGCUGCUCAGCACGUUUGGAUACGUUCCACAAGUGGGUUGGUGUGGCGACAUUGCGAAGCCUUGGAAUAGCAUCGGUGCCCGAGGAACUGCAGGCUGAACAACUUAGCUCUCUUGUGCCACACGUUCUGUAUCGUCUGCGAUCGCUAUCAGAACAAACUCCGUUUGACGCUGCAACCUUUUCUUAUGCAUUCCCACUCCUUGCACAGGUGUUACUGAAGGGUGGUGUAGACGCCGGCCAAGAUGAUGGCGUUGAAGCACUCGAACAAAUAACUCUCGUGCUCGACAUUAUCAAGUUUCAUUGCAGCGAAUUUUCGGAUGCAGCAUUUCCCCGAACAGCAACCAUGGAGCACGUUCUCCACGCCAUAAGGCAUCAGCCGCGACCUAGCAAGGAAGCAUCAUCUGUUCUCAUUGACCUCGGAGAGGCUGUGCAGUCGAAUGUGACCCGUGAUGAGGUCCGUGUGCUCAUUGAUGGCACACUAUUGCAAGGUGUCUACGUCAGGAACGCCUGUCUGCAAGCCAUCCAGCCAUUCGAUUUGACCGAUCUUGAUUGGUCUCCGCAACUUUGGAUAGCCUGCCAUAACGAUGACAAGCAGAAUGCCCGUCUCGCUAAUCACGCAUGGGAGGAUAAUGGCUUGGAUGUGCCAGAAGACUUCCUUGACAAAGCACAACAAUGCCUGCUCUGCAAGACUUCUACCAGGAAAAGUUUGAAGGCUAAGAGGCUGUUCGGCCGAGAGGGAGAAGGAUCAGGUCAUGCUGCACGUGCUGUCGAGGGCACCAUAGACGCUGGUAUGAGCACCUAA